AUGGCUGCAAACAUGAGAAAUCGAAGAGCAAGAACUACGGUGGACCGACUCCCCGCAGUUGACAUCCUCGACCACCAAAGACAAGAUAUGGCUACUAAUUUUAAGGAAUUCUCAGAAUCAGUUAAGGCGGAGCUCUCAAUUGAACAAGUACGUGAAUUCUUGGAAGCUAAUGACCAAGAUUUGUCUGGCUCUGAUGAUGCUCUUCUCCGAAGAUGCCAAGCGAUGCUGUUUUAUGGGCUAUUGGAGAAAUGCCCAGUUUGCCAAGGGAAUAGUUUGGAGUUCACUGGAUGUUAUUGUGAGUGUGCCACUUGCAUUUAUCGCUCUAGGUAUGCACCAAGGAAACGAGGGCCCAUCAAGUACCCUAUUAGCAUCGUCAGGCAAAUCAACCCUCGUUUCAACCCGGAUUGGGACCCUCCUCAUGUGGAAGGUGAAGGGUUCAUCGCCCGUUUUUUGUCAGAUGCUUUACGACCACACAAUCCAAGGGCGGCGGCCAGAGUGGAAAUAACACUAAAUAUGUAUCAAGAUGGAAUGGAGAUCAAUGGCCGGAGGAUGAGCAAGAGAACUUUUUGGAUCUAUGUAUACCUAGGGAAUGAAAGAUCCCAAAACACUGCUGGGAUUGAACAUAUAGACGCUCUUUUGUUGUUCCUGGAUUGCUCCAAUACUGGUUUCAUUGAUGUAAAGUCAUCCAUGCAUCCUCACGCUAGCUAG
This is a messenger RNA of Prunus armeniaca (apricot), 708 nucleotides long. The record is from the annotation of a GenBank genome assembly. NCBI's taxonomy places the organism in Eukaryota, Viridiplantae, Streptophyta, Magnoliopsida, Rosales, Rosaceae.